AUGUCGAUCAUCCCACAAAAGAGACAUGCUAUAAUUUCUGCUCUAGAUCUCUUUGGCAAAGCCUUUAUUUUCCCAGAGGAAACAGAUACUAGCUAUGUUGUCCUGUCUCCGGAUCAUCCCUUGAAUCUUGAAGCAUUUACACUUUGCAUGAAGGUGGCCUCAGAGUUAUCAUCCAAUCGGGAAGUCAUUCUUUUUGCCUACCGCACCAAGGACUACGAUGAACUCAAUGUGUGGCAAGAGUUUAAUGGUACCUUCAGUUUGUACCUGAGCAGUCCAGGGGUGCACUUCACUGUCCCAGGACUCAACACCUUUGGGAGCCAUAUCUGUGUGACAUGGGACUCCAAAUCCGGUCACACGGCCCUUUGGGUAAAUGGUAAAAGGAGUGUAAGAAAAUUCUUGAGGCCAGGACACAGGAUCUCACCACAGGGCACUGUUAUACUGGGACAAGAUCCAGAUUCUUUCUUAGGUAGUUUUGAGAAGGUCCAAAGCUUUGUGGGAGAAAUCAGCAACCUUUGUAUGUGGGACCAUGUGUUAUCACCCUGCAUUAUCCAGCAUGUGUUCCUUGACCACUCGUUUCCCAAGGCAAAUAUUUUUGACUGGCAAUCGUUAUCAUAUGAAUGUACAGGAAAUGUGAUUGUGGAGUGAUGUGAUGUGUAAUGUGAACAAAGAGGCUUCUGAUGUUCCAACCUUUCAUUUCUCCUAUAAAAGCAUGUGAAAUAAAACAGAUCAAGAAAUAGAGUGAAACACUCUAGAAACGUGUGGGUAUUUUUUACAAGAUAGAUAUUAGAGAUGGCAGAGCCCUUAUAGGCAGCCUAGCUCCAUACCCAAAUAUGUUGACACCAGGCUUG
This is a messenger RNA of Pelodiscus sinensis (Chinese soft-shelled turtle), 848 nucleotides long. The record is from RefSeq and is a predicted model, not a curated record. NCBI's taxonomy places the organism in Eukaryota, Metazoa, Chordata, Testudines, Trionychidae.